Messenger RNA from Bicyclus anynana (squinting bush brown), 1965 nucleotides. RefSeq lists its product as uncharacterized. The coding region runs from base 121 to 1965 and encodes 614 amino acids. Gene Ontology annotation, cellular component: nucleus. The transcript has 6 exons. The record is from RefSeq and is a predicted model, not a curated record. Lineage: Eukaryota; Metazoa; Arthropoda; Insecta; Lepidoptera; Nymphalidae. Gene Ontology annotation, molecular function: sequence-specific DNA binding; zinc ion binding.
GUCAUUUGUCGUCUGUGAUGGCACCAUCUCCGUAUUUUAAAUCAAUUAUUUAUUAACAUUGUGUUGACUUUUGCAUGAAAUGUUUCUUAGAGGAGGUGUAGCAAGAACUACACACAAAUUAUGCGGUGUUGUGCGCCUUUCUGCGAAAACACUUUCGACAAUGUGUCGGUAUCUGAGGGAAUGGGAAUUACCUUUCAUAAAGUACCCAGUGAAGGCAAUCUCCGUGCUGCUUGGCUCAGAGCCCUCAGCACACAAGACCAUCACCUGCCCGACCCUGCUGUGGUCUGCUCCCAGCACUUUCUGGAUGACGACUUUUGUACAACAGAGAGUUGUGUGAGGCAGAUUCACUCUCAUGCUAUUCCUUCAAUAGUGCAGAUGUGCAUGAUAUGCCUGGACACUGGCAGCAAGCUGUCUCUAAUGAGUAAACACAAGUUGGAGGAGGCAUAUGAACAGCUAACUGGACUGUCUUUGUUUCAGUUGUGUCGUCGAGGAAACCUGAAGCAAACACUCUGUGUGCUGUGUGCUCAGAGAUUGAUUAACUUCAGUAGAUUUAGAGACUUGAGCUUGAGAGCCCAUUCACUGAUGACAGACUUAGUUGAACAACAUGAAUUAAAUACUAUACAACACAAAGAAUUGAUGAACUGCACAACUGCACAUCUGAAGUGUAAUUUGACACAAACAACAUUAGGAGCUAACCAUUGUGACUUGUACAUAGAUCACACUGAUGAAGAGGAGCAGACAGCAGCAGAGGAAUCUGUAGUGGGAGAUGUUGCAACAGCUGUGGUGAAGAAUGAAGGCAGUUCUGACUCCAUGUCGGGUGCUGAUAACUUGGAACUACCACUAGAAGAUCACUGUGUAUCCAAGAAGGAAUACACUAUAAGCAUCAAGUUAGAAGAGGAUCCACUGGCUGAGGCUGUGAGUGAAGCUCUUCAUAGAAAAGCAGCAACUUCCUGCACUGCAGUUGCAGAAUAUGAGGCUGAAAUAAAGAGUUGCAUAAAGAGUGAAAGUGUCACCUUCGGAUGCACAGUUUGUUUGCAAGAAUUUUUGGAAGAGAAUGCUUACUAUGAACAUAUGAUCAUGCAUCUCCAGGACGCUGGCGGCGACGCUGCAUGUGAUGCAUCACAAGUGUGCGAGCCUCGUGCAGCUGUGAGCCGCAGCGGUGACUCACUCGUGCUGCAGAACAAGUCAGUAUACAACGACGCUGCAUGUGAUGCAUCACAAGUGUGCGAGCCUCGUGCAGCUGUGAGCCGCAGCGGUGACUCACUCGUGCUGCAGAACAAGUCAGUAUACAACGACGCUGCAUGUGAUGCAUCACAAGUGUGCGAGCCUCGUGCAGCUGUGAGCCGCAGCGGUGACUCACUCGUGCUGCAGAACAAGUCAGUAUACAACGACGCUGCAUGUGAUGCAUCACAAGUGUGCGAGCCUCGUGCAGCUGUGAGCCGCAGCGGUGACUCACUCGUGCUGCAGAACAAGUCAGUAUACAACGACGCUGCAUGUGAUGCAUCACAAGUGUGCGAGCCUCGUGCAGCUGUGAGCCGCAGCGGUGACUCACUCGUGCUGCAGAACAAGUCAGUAUACAACGACGCUGCAUGUGAUGCAUCACAAGUGUGCGAGCCUCGUGCAGCUGUGAGCCGCAGCGGUGACUCACUCGUGCUGCAGGACAAGUCAGUAUACAACGACGCUGCAUGUGAUGCAUCACAAGUGUGCGAGCCUCGUGCAGCUGUGAGCCGCAGCGGUGACUCACUCGUGCUGCAGAACAAAUCAGUAUACAACGACGCUGCAUGUGAUGCAUCACAAGUGUGCGAGCCUCGUGCAGCUGUGAGCCGCAGCGGUGACUCACACGUGCUGCAGAACAAGUCAGUAUACAAGGACACUAGUGUCAUGACACAACACUGCUUGUGCACUACGUCCCAGCUCAGACUCACAUUCUGCUGCCGUUCCACAGGACAGGGAGUCAGAGGCUGA